CAGUCAGUUCCUCAUCAACAUCAUGGAAGUGUUUCGUGCUUUACAAGUGUUAGUGCUUCUCAUCUUUAUCGCCUUCACUCAGGCAAAGACCGAAGACUCUCCGAAAAACGCCACAGAAGAAGCCUCCAAAGCUCUCGAUCCAACUUUAGUUCAACCCGAAGACAAAACCGACGCCAUCCGCAAAAAGAAAUCCGCCACUACUACCCUUUGCGUAGAAAUCCGACCCAGCGGACCCUACCAGAGGCCCUUCCAAAUUUGCGAGCCCGCCGAAUCCAAACCGUAUGCAGCCCCAGCUGCCGCUCCUGCUCAAGGUUACUACCCCGUACCGGCUUACGAAGAACCCAAACCCGCUACCCCCAAGCCCGCUCCCGCUUACGAAGCACCCGCAAAAGUAUACUCCGCCCCCGCAAAGCCUACGUCAGCCCCGGCAUACGGUUCAUCAAAGCCAUAUGCCGCCCAUUCACCCUCUUCAUACAGCUCAGUCUCCUACCGUUCCGACGAUGGCAUGGCAGAUAUGCCCGAAGAAGAGGAAGAACAUUCUGAUGAACUUCUGGACCACGCAGCGAGAUCUGCGGGACAAGAGUAUGGAUUACCCAUGACUUAUCUUCAACCAGCUUUAAAACACAAGGCGAAGAAAGGACAUAAUGGAUUAGUCAUUACUUGUCAACCCUCUUUGGCAGGAUAUGCAGCAACCAUCCCCAGUCAUGGUGCAAGCUACGGUGCUGGACCUUAUGGUGGAAACAUGGGAGGAUAUGGAGGCUACAGAUCGGCCAUGUCAAGGUCAUCCUAUGGAAGAUAUGAAAGACCAAGUCCUCCGAGAGGUUACGGUGGUUACGCCCCACCACCAGCCCCCGCAUACAAGGUACCACCCCCACCAUCUUACUACAAACCCUCCUACAAUGCCCCAUCAUAUUCCGCCUCCAUUUAUAAACCAGCCCCAGCUUAUAAACCCGCCCCCAGCUAUAGUGUUCCUGCUCCAGCCCCUUCAUACAGCGCACCAACUCCUUCUUAUCCUGUUCCAGCCCCAUCAUAUAGACCAGCUCCUGCCCCAACUUACCCCCAGCCAGCUCCAGCUUACACUCACCCAUCUCCAGCUUCCCAACCCUCAUACCAACCAGCUCCAGCCCCCGAACCCACAUACCAACCAGCUCCAGCUCCUCAACCUUCAUAUCAACCAGCUCCAGCUCCAGCUUACGGCCCCCCUCCUCCGUCAGCUUCAGCUUACGCUCCUGCUCCCAAACCACACAGCCCUGCCCCAGCUCCAGCUUACAUGUCUCCACCAACUUACGGCCCUGUCCCCAAACCGCACGGUUAUCCUUCUCCAGUUGGAUACAGGGAAGCUGAAGAGUCGAAGAUUACACAAUCCACCACUCAUGGAGUUCCAAGUCAAGAGGAAAAGGAGAAACACACUAUUGAAACGAUGACCCAAAUGGCUGAAGCGAGAGAUUCCAUGGCGAUGGAAGGAAAAGUGAAAAUGCCAAACCCAGGUUGGGGAGUCAAUGAGGGAGGUGACAACAAAUCAGCAACGAUGGCCGAAGAAAUGAGAGCUGCUGAGACAAUGGGCCGCGAAGAUAAUGUUAACGAAAACAAAGUUUGAAAUUUUGUAAUGACUUAUUUAUUGUAAUUUUGUAACUUUGUACUUGUAACAAUACAAUAUUUAAUAAAAAAUAAUUAGAAA
Tribolium madens (black flour beetle) is the source of this 1678-nucleotide messenger RNA. RefSeq names its product extensin-like. The record is from RefSeq and is a predicted model, not a curated record. The coding region runs from base 23 to 1597 and encodes 524 amino acids. NCBI's taxonomy places the organism in Eukaryota, Metazoa, Arthropoda, Insecta, Coleoptera, Tenebrionidae. The transcript has a single exon.